ACCUAAUGCUCUACUUCUCCUCUCCUUCCCUUAGACAGCUUAGGCUGCGCUGUGUUUCUCUUUGGGAUUGACGCUCAUCUGUGUGUGUAUAUACGAAUAUGUGUGGCAACAGAGAGACAGACAGUGUACAAUUUACAGGGCCAGCGAGCGGGUGCGUCAGAAAGUGUUGGAACGGUAAUGCAAUAAGCUAUGCUAGAAGGAGAGAAGGCUCAGGAAACAAAACAGAGAGACAAAUCGAGAGAGGAAGGCAGAGGCAGUUUGACAAAGCCAGAGAAAAUGAGAGAUCAAGAGAGACCAAGAGAAACAAGAAAAGCAAAGUAAGAGAAGCAGGGAAGGGCUACUGAAGUUGAUCCAGCCAUAGCGCACUGUAGCAGUUCAGUAAUGUAAGAGAAAAAUACUACGCAGGAGCUGACAACGAUCUGCAUGGGAGAGACGGCCAUGUUUUUCCUCCCCUCCUCCUCCUCCUCUUGGUUAAAUCUGCUCCAAAACUCCAGCAAUGUUGGAGAGAAGAGAGGAGACGCCACAAGGCCAGUCAGCCAGCAAGUGGGCGAGAGGAAGCAUCCAGCGAUCAUGAAGACAUUGGUGAUGAUAAUGGCAAUGACGCCAAGGCAGAACAAUGGUGAGGAGAGAAUAACAAGAGGACAUUGUCGUAUGCUGGUGGACAGGAGAGGACAGAAGUCUUGCAUCCUCAGCGAACUGUAAUGGGUUGAUUACUUGCGGUUGCUGUCUUCAUUUGGCAACAACCUGCCGAUCCUCUUUCUGUUUGUGCCCUCUUCUUCUUCAUCAUCUUCCCUCCCGUUACAGAAUCAGUCACAUGAAUAACUGAGCGACUCUGUCUUCUUUUAACAGUUUUCUCCACAGACUUCCCUAUGUCAUCUUCCCUCUCUUCCUCCAUUCCCUUCUCUUCAUCCUGCUACUCGCUUGCUCAUGUCGAAGUGUCAUCCACUGUUACCUAUCCAUUGCCCAGCGUAGUUUUCUCGCUCUUGUGCCUCUGUGAAAAUCAUAUUACCAUCGGUCUUCCAUUUUUUUCCCCCUUGUAGGUAAAUGAGUUGACAUUAUAUAGUGAUGAAUGAUUGCAUAUCAAGUGACCCACAGUUUCCUUAAGGGAGAAACCUUCCACCCCGUCUGUAUCCUUUGGAUCUUGGAGGAAGGGCCAGCAAGCCAGCUCCCUCUCCAUCUACCAACCUUUCUCUGUCUUGUGCAUGCAGCCUUGUUAGAUGACCUAUUAUCAGCCACAGGUGUAAGAUUGAAGUUUUUUGUGUCAAGCGAGGAAUGGAUCACCGAUGUGGCUGUAGAAAAUGGAGAUCGAAGAACCAUUAUCGGUGGCUUCUCCUUUCUCCUUUCUCCGAAUCUAGACGCCUAAACAUGGAAGAGAAUCUCCGUAAGGAAAAUCAGAUGCCAUUUGCAGAAGGCAUAAACAAGCAAUGUAACGUUGCUUUUCUUUGAUCCUUUUCCUUUUUCCUGUUGACGCCGUUGAGAGUUGAGAUUGUGUAUUCGCUUGGCAACCGCUGGUUCACCGCUGCACUUGAUAGCAGAGAAGCUCUGUCAUAGCCGAAAUUGCCAAUACUGGUCUUUUGUGGAUAAACAAAACACACAACAAAACCCUAUAUGCAACACCAUCUCAUGCAGUAGAGCAAGUAGUGUUGAAGGGCGUGGAUAGAGACAGGGAGACGUUUUCUCAUUGGUAAGAGCUCUCCUGCACUGUACUAGUACUAGUACUCCUAGCCUGCCACUACUAGCGACUAUCCCCCACAGCUCUCUCUGUUUCUGCUCACUGCACACUCCUCCAUUCCAUCGUACGUGCCUGCUGUGGCUCAGAUAAUGGCCUCUGCACACAUUGAAGAGUGAGAGCAGAGGAGAUGGAGGGAGAGGCUGCGCGAGAGGGAGGGGGAAUGGAGCGAGGGAGGGAGAGAGAGAGAAGGGGGAAGGUGGGGGCUGCGAAGAGAAGCCGACUGCAUGUGUAGAGAAAGAGGAUAUUGAAAAAGGGAAGGGAGGAGCAGACAGAGAUAAUGAGAAAGAAAAAAGGAGAGAACAGAAAGCGUCGGCCAUAAGAAGAGGCAAGAGAAUGAGAAACGUGUGUACUGGGGGAAGGUGUGUUGUGUGUGUGUGUGGCUGGCUGUGUGUACGUGUGUGACCGCAUGCAUGUGUAUUUCGGCGCUCGCUCUGUCUGUGCGCUGCACAGACUGGAAGGAAUAAAAAGGAAUACAACCCAACAAGGCCGGAUUGCUUGUGGGCUGCUGUGCCGGCAGGCAAGUCUCAUGCUCCUCUCUGUCUCCUCUUCUGCUUACUGCUCUCCGACUGGCAGCUCCAUCUGGACGUCUAGGACCACACCGUUCACGAAGUCACUUCAGUGGAUGGCCCCAGAAGUGGAGGCCAGAUGGAAAUUGGGUCACAUGACCGCCUCCAGGAAGGCGCACUGAGCCUGGAACUUGCCAAUGGGGUAAAUCGCUACCCUAAUGAUGAUGAGACAUCUAUGGAAACAGAGCAGCAGAGCGUGCCUCCAAGGCAGUGGGUGUCAGGACAUGGCAAAGUCAGUGACACCCAACAACAGCAACCAUGUUGGAACAGCAGCAGUGAUACAAACCCUGAUGAACCUGUCCACCACGCAAACAUGGAGGAUGCCCACAAUCUGGUAGCUUUUUCUGCUAUUGCUGGCUCCUUGCCUCCUUCUUCCUCCUCUUCCUGCCUCGUGCAGCCUAACACAGCCCAGCUAUAUGAGAAGUUCACCCAGGAGAUGGGUUCAGAGGGGGCUCAGGCCAGACUCUCUGCAGGGGCUCCUGAGGGUAGCUGCCAACCUCCAGAAGACCUGAACACCCUACAGACAGCACUGAGCCAAGCAAAACAUGGACACAAGCCCCCUAACUGCAACUGUGAUGGGCCUGACUGUCCUGACUACCUUGAGUGGCUGGAAAAGAAGAUUAAGUUGGCAACAAGUGAGGACCAAGGCACCUGUAAGAUGUCAGAUGCUCCUCCACACUUACAGCCUCACCUACAGCAACCCCAUUUGCAACAUCACCCUCAGCCCUACCCCCAGGUGAAUGGUGGCCACCAUCAGUCUACUUCAUACCCCACGCAGCAAAUGGGAACUCAAGGCCCUCAUCCAGACCAAGUGCCCUGCUCCAAACCCCCAAUUCCCUGCUCUCCCCAGGUGCUCUCCAUAGCAAAGGAAAAGAACAUCAGUCUUCAGACAGCCAUCGCCAUAGAAGCUCUGACCCAGCUAUCUGGUACUGGUCCGCAAGCUGUCGGCUCUCCAGGUCAAGCCCCCUACACCAGUAACCUCCAUCACCAUCAACAUACCCAAAACCCUCCAUCUCAUCCCCCCAAUGGCACUAGCUUGAUCCUGUCCUCUCCCAGCACCCACUCAUCUUCCUCACGCUCUCAAUCUGUCCCUCCAGGACUUCACACGAGCCAGCAGGCACCAGUAUCCUGUGAGCACCACAGGCCCCAAUCCCAGGGCCAGCCACCCCAUGCUACCCCUCUCCCAUCCUCUACCUCUCCCUUCCCAGGUCAGGGAAAACAUCGAGGCUUCAGCCCCAAUCCCCAGCAGUGGCAGCAGGGCUCAGGCAGAGGUUCUGAACAGAAGAAUCCAUGGCUGUGUAUGAACUCUGAGCCUCAGUCUCACUACGCCGCUGCACCUCACAGUAGCUCAGACCCCAUGUCAGAGCUCAAACAGCUGCUUGGUGACACCAGUGGCAAGUUCAGCAAUGCUCCUUUCAAGCUUCCAGUCACACAGCAGCUCAGGUUGAGCCAGAAUGGAGGUAUCCAGGCACAGGACCACCCAGCACUGGCCAGAAUAAAACAAGAGCCACAAUCUGGUGAGCACUACCAUCACACUGCCUCCAUGGGACAUUAUGGCAUGGCUAAUUGUCAGCAACAGGGUCAACAUUACCCUGGCACUCCCCUGUCUCCUGGCCAAGCAGCUAUCAGUCACUCCACUCAGGCAGCUCUGCAACAUCACCUUCACUACAAGAGGAACCUCUUCUCUAACCACUCCCCUGGCUUUGGAGCACCAGGCCCUCAUGCACCUCUGGCUUGCCAAAACUUGAAAAAAUGGUGGCCACAGAUGGAGUCAGAGGGUUUGCCCCAUCUGGCUAUCAAACAGGAACCCAAGGAACCCAAGAAGAAAAAAAGCAGCCAAGGAUCUCCUGUCAUAAAAGCUAUGAGUGGGAUGCUUACAGGCCCUCCCCUACCCAAACCCAAACAGAUAAUCAUCAAGAAGACCAAGCAGAAAGCCUCCAUGCCAACCUUCCUGCCUCAGAAUCAGAUCACCAUACAAAAACCACCAGUCCUCAUGAUGGACAGAGCCCCGGCCCUGACCAGCCUGCAACCAGGUUCUCUGCCCUCUCUGCCCCUCCACAGUAACUCCACUCAGGCUGCUGCUGCAGGCCUCCCUGCCCCAGCCCAAUCUCAGGUAUCAAUAUCCAAUUCCUCAAUGACUCCCUCUUCCAUUGUUUCUGCUUUGUCAGAAAACACUCCAGCCCUCAUGGGUCCUCUGUCCCCACCUUUGGCCCCUGUAGCCCAUGCUAAGUCAGAGGGAGCAAGCAGCCUGGCCUCCAGUAACACCAGCACCACCACACCUCUGACCUCCACAUCUCCAUCCAGCACCUCACAGCUACCGAGUCUCAUUAACAUAGACCCGAAGUACGAAGAACUGAUCCGCCAGUUUGAGGCUGAAUUUGGGGAAUCCGAUGCACCUGCUAGUCAGCCCAUGGAGCAAACCGCUACUGCCCCUCAGCCGGGGAAUCGGUCCCAGACCAGUCCUCAAGGCCUCAGCCCCUUAUCUAUAUCCAAAUCCCAGUUGGCUCCCUUAACUCUCUCUACUCAAGCCAGCUCCACAUCUCAUCAAAACGAUCAGGAGAUGGAAGUCAACAAGAAUGAGUCAGGGACCCAAAGUGAAGCAACCUUGAACCAGGUAUCCACAGAAAGCCCUAUUGAGCAACACCAUGAGGGGCCCCUCUCUCUGCAUCAGGAGGCAAUUCUGGACAAGCAGCAGCAGCCCACUAUAUUAGAGGAUACAUUUAGCAUGCCAGGUUCUCCGCUGCCUAAACGCAUGAAGAUUGAAGCCUCGGGUGAUAUAGCAGUACUCUCCACCACAUGCUAUUCUGAGGAGGACACGCCCACUAAGGACAGUCUACCUUCUUCUCCAUCUCUCAGAGGCUUCCUAGAGUCUCCUCUGCGCUAUCUGGACAGGCCCACCAAGACCUUGCUGGAUACUCCUUCCAAGGAUCUACAGGCAGAGUUCCCCACCUGCACCUGUGUGGAACAAAUUGUGGAAAAAGAUGAAGGACCCUACUACAAUCACCUGGGAUCUGGACCUACUGUAGCCUCCAUACGAGACCUGAUGGAGAGGAGGUAUGGUGAGAAAGGUGAUGCCAUCCGGAUUGAGAAGGUGGUGUACACUGGCAGAGAGGGAAAGAGCUCACGAGGAUGUCCUAUUGCUAAGUGGGUGAUCCGUCGCAGCAGUGAUACAGAGAAGUUGCUGUGUCUGGUGCGCCAUCGUGCUGGCCACCACUGUGCCAAUGCUGUCAUCAUCAUCCUCAUUAUGGCCUGGGAAGGUGUCCCGAGGGCCAUGGCUGACCAACUGUACCGUGAGCUGAGUGACAGCCUCACCAAAUUUGGCAACCCCACCAGCCGACGCUGUGGCCUCAACGAUGAUCGUACCUGCGCGUGUCAAGGCAAGGACCCUGAAACUUGUGGCGCUUCCUUCUCCUUUGGCUGCUCCUGGAGUAUGUACUUUAAUGGCUGUAAGUACGCCCGCAGCAAAAUGCCACGCAAGUUCAGGCUACAAGGAGAUCGCCCUGAAGAGGAGGAAAAACUCAGGGAUCGAUUCCAGCAUCUGGCAACUGAGGUGGCUCCUUUGUACCAGAAGCUGGCCCCACAGGCUUACAGUAAUCAGUGCCAGUCAGAAUCGAAAGCUCCAGAGUGCAGGCUGGGCUUAAAGGAAGGCCGUCCAUUCUCUGGAGUCACUGCUUGCAUGGACUUCUGUGCCCAUGCUCAUAAGGACCAGCACAACCUCUACAAUGGUUGCACAGUGGUGUGUACUUUAACUAAGGAGGACAACCGUAAGGUGAAGGGGAUUCCUGAGGACGAGCAGCUCCAUGUGUUGCCUCUUUACAAGAUCUCCCUGACUGAUGAGUUUGGCAGUGAGGAGGCCCAGCGCCUCAAGAUGCAGACGGGGGCCAUCCAGGUGCUUCAGGCUUUCCGCCGUGAGGUACGCAAGUUACCCGAACCUGCCAAGUCCUGCCGACAGCGUAGACUAGAGGCCAAGAAGGCCUCCUCAGAGAAGAAGAAAAAUAAGCUAAUGCAGGCAGGGGAGACACCAGAGAAGACUGUGGUCAAGGCGGAGGUCUGCAUCACUGGUUCCCCUCAACCCCAAGGCAAUAAAGCAAUUAUAAAACAAGAGGUGAAGCCCAACAUCAAGAAAGAGCACUUCAACGGAUCAAUAGAUGGAUACCCUGUGCAGGCACCAGAACCAUUCAACAACAUCUAUCCACACCCUGCCUACUAUGCAAGGGGAGGCCUUCCCCCAACUGGCCAGCCCUCUGCACCAGACCCAGUAAACGGUUACCACCACACUGCAAUGCACUAUAGCUACUACAACUAUCCCCCCAAUGCACUUUUCCCCCCUAAGCUGAGGACCUACGAGGGUCGAAAUGGCUCUUUGCCCAAAGCAGGGAGCAAGAUUGACCAGGUAGAAAAGAAGCCUGAUAUUCAGAGCCUUCAGGCCCGACUGGCCCAGUCCUACCCCAGCUACCCAGAGCAAGCCAACCAACCAAACCACAGUGGUUACACCCACCCUGUGGACUACAACCAGUCCCGUCCUUCUUCUGUCUCCUCUGAAUCCUCCAACAGAGGCACUCCAGUCAUCAAACAGGAGCCUAUGGAUGUGCCAGUCUAUGAAGGCACAAUGCCAAGCCAGGCUGGUGCCAAGACACCUAGCACCACCCCGCAGCCUAUGGCCUGGCCAGGGCACAAGCUUAAUGGAAGUAUCGUUCCCACCAACUGGGACAGCCAUCUGAACCCUAAACAAAAUCCUGAAGCCUUAUUGUUGAACCCAGACAAGCAGCAGUUUCACCAGCAUCCCCAGCAGCGGCAGCCCUCUCCUUACCCACAGCAGUGGACAUCCUACCCUGGAUCAAAUGCCCUGAUGGCUUCCCCUGCCCCAUCACCAUCCCUCCAGGUACCUCCCUCUCUAUCUCCAUCCCCUCAUCAAGGCACAGUGCUCCCAGGUCACAUACAUCAAGGCCCCUCGCGCCCUGCCACCCCACGCCCAACCACCCCUCACCCAGGUACACCACAGCCUGGUAACCCCCACUCAGGCUUAGUUACACCACAGCCAGGUACCCCAGGCCCAGGCACCCCAAGGCACUGGGCCAGCCCAGCUCCUAGUCCUCAGCCGAAUGCUUGGUCCAUGGGGCCUGUGGCAUAUAGUCCUGGUUUGAAGCACAGCAAUCCUGCAGGAGCCUACCCUGACAAGAUCUGGUCCAAGACCGGGGAAAGUCGGUGUUCCACUCCCCUUGGGCUCCAAGAGAAGGCAUGGAAGUCUUGCGGAGGUUCAGUGGCAGGCAGUACCCCGUCUCCUGCCCCUGAGGGUCGCCUCUUCCCUGAUGCCCUGCAGCAGUCUGAUCAGGCCUGCUGGAACCCCAGCCGAGCUGAGAGUGAUGUUGAGAGCAACAAGGGCCGUGAAGAGGACGAUGAUGAGGUGUGGUCUGACAGUGAGCACAACUUUCUGGAUCCCAACAUUGGUGGUGUAGCUGUCGCACCAGCCCACGGCUCUAUCCUGAUUGAAUGUGCUCGUCGGGAACUACAUGCUACCACUCCGCUCAAAAAGCCUGAUCGCUCCCACCCUACCCGCAUCUCCCUGGUCUUCUACCAGCACAAGAACCUCAACCAGCCCAUGCAUGGCCUGGCUCUGUGGGAGGCCAAAAUGAAGCUACUGGCAGAGAGAGCACUGCAGAGGCAGCAGGAAGCGGCUCUUCUGGGCCUCUCCCAAGAGGACAUAAAGGCCCUUGGGAAGAAACGUAAGUGGGGGGCUACGGUGACAGGUGCCAGUCCAGGACCUGGACAAUCUAAAGACAAGAGGGAGGGGCCAGUGACGCGGUUAGCCCCCACGUUCAACACCACCUCUAUGGUUACUGUGUCUCCCUAUGCCUUCACCCGCCUCACUGGGCCCUACAGCCACUUUGUCUGAGUUCAGACAGACAGAAAAUGACUGAUAGCUACAGAGUGGUGCAGUGGAGGGCUGGAGAGAGCGAUGAGCAGGAUGAAUGUCUCUCAGCCGUCCCGCAGUCUGGCAUCUCUCCAUCCUGCCCCCUCCGCAGUCCACUUGAGGGGGGGGACAUUUUUAUUGUUUUUUACCUCAUGUCAGGCAGUGGUUUGGGCUUCAGACACACUGCCUGUGGUGCUCUUCCUCUCUCUUCCCUGGAGAGGAACUCCAUUGCUUUUUCUUGUUUAUAGAAUUUUAAUGAUUCUAAUUAUUGCUAUUAUUAUCAAUAUUAUUAUGAUUGCUAUUGUUACUGUCAAUGUUGUUAUUACAGGUAUUAUUAUAAUGAAGAUUUGUUGUUUUUUAUUAUUGCUGUUUUCAUUAAUGUUAUUAAUGAUGUGAUUGUUUUUGGUUAUAUAUUUUUUUAAAUCAAUCAGUCUGAGUCAGUCAGACUCAGACAAUUGCUUUUUCCAUGUUUGGAAAACAUGUACCCUAUUUUUUGUUUGAUCUUCUUUGUUUUUGUCAAUCUUCCAGCUGUACUUAGAGGAGGAGCCAUUGUCUGUCCGGCAAGACAGCAAAUCAAUAUUACUGUAAUCACAUGUACGUGUAUUUAAAAAAAGCCUUUACUGUAGGAUUGCCUUAGAUAUCUAUCUCUAUAUUGGCAAUAUAGAGAUAUGUAUGUCUAUAUUAGAUAUGUAUCCUUAAGAUAUGUAAAGCAAGUUUAGGCUUUCAUAAAGGAUACUUACAGUUAUUAUCAACCUGGCCUUGUAUUUUGGCCUUCAUAAGGAUUCGAAUCUAUCUUACCAGCAGCACUACACAGCACAGUAACACUGGAAAUUGUAAACAUUAAUUUACAUUCAUUUAAUAUUGCCUGGAACUAAUUAAAAAUUGGAAAAUCUUUGCACUUCAGCCUCCCAGCAUUAUGUACAAAUAGUAUACAUUCUAUUCCUGUCUGCACAUCUAGUAGGGAAAAAAACAAAGAAGGAAGUAAAGACACAUAUCCAACACAGUCAAAACAAUACAGUGUAUGUCAGAAUAUUCAGUUGUAUUUGCACAUUUAUAGUGUACCUUGUUGAUGUGGCUACUGUAACAAGUAGAACACACAAACUUCCAAAUGAAGGCUGCUUCUUUUAUAUUACAUGAAUAUAGCUGAAUAGCAGUGCUUGGUUUCAGCUGUUCUGUGUUUGUUUUGUGACUGUGUGGGAAAGCAGAGGCCCUAGAGAGCUUAAAAAAAGUUUUAAACAAAACAACAGCUUAAAAAUAAUUGUACUUGCCUUUUAAACCAAAUUGGGAGAAAAUUCUGCUGCUUCUCUUGUCGUUCGAUGAUGUGUUCCUCCUCCUCUUCUACACCCCUCCAGCUUUCGACUGGUGCUCAACUUCCAGCUCUGAUCGAUUCUCAUUCCGCUACUCUUCAUGGCACUUGAUGCUGUACUUAGGUGCUCUUUCUCAAAUCUGGCUCAUCUGGUAUUAGCAAGUAAAUAUUUUUCUUCUGCCCAAGGCGGAGUACCAGAAUGAUGUGAUUCACACGAGUGCAGCAAAUUUGUCAUGCAAAGAAAAGUAUAAUGAAUUAUGUUACAAAUGCUUUCCUUUGCUUGUCAUGUUUUUCUAUGGGGAAAAAACUGUACAUAUCUGGUACUCCACAGAGGCAAAUGAUACUAUUUGCAAAUGUCAUUUGACCCAGAUCUGUAAUUGCCACAUAGAGAUGGGACAGGUGGCACACUUUAUCUUCCUAUAACAUUCAAGUUAGGGAUGAGCAAUUCACAGUGUAAACUCUAGAGGGCAGCAGUGCCUGCCUUUUCAAAGUGGUGUGUACAAACAAACCUACAAGCACUUGAGAGCCAUUCAGAAGCCCGUAGAGCCUUGUCUUGCUGCUUUAACCAUCCAUGGCCAGUAGAGGGGGAUCUCACAUCCUGUUUGCUGACCAUGGAUGGGUCUCACCAGAGCAGCUCAAGGCGAAGCUGCUGUCUGUCCCAUUGUGGCACAAAUGUGAAUGAAGUUUGGAGAUGCUUUUGGGAAGGCCGUGCUAGGCUAGAGCAGAAGGAAACAGUGUUGGGACAGCAGUGCUUUUGGUGCUCCUACACACACUUGGUGCUCUCCUAUUACACUUGAUUUACUGUGAAGGGCCAACUCCUUCCUCUGCAUGGUGCUGUCAUCUUCGAGCAGAGCGAGUUGUGUCCUUCUGCAGGCACCUUUUGUCACCACAGAGCCAGCCAAUCAAAGUGGCUGCCUUAUGGCUGCAGCUUUGUCAUUGGGGCUAAGAACUGGUGUUCCUUUUUCUUGCGGCCAAGUGGUUUUGUCUCAAACAAAGUACACUGUACAGGGCAGAGAAAGCACAGUCAUUCAAUGCAUUUUGGUAACCCUUUCACAGAGAAAACAAUAAUACUGAGAGUUAAAGGGAGACCUUGGAAAAUUACUGUAGCUUCUGGGAGUUGGCGCCAAAUGCAAAUGCAUUGAAUCAAUGAAUCUCUCACUUUGUGUGCGUCUGUGUGUGUGUGUGUGUCUGAAAAUGGCACAAAUGUAUGGGUGCGUGAAUGUGAAAGAGCCAAAGAGAGAGACUAUUUGAUAGCCUGAGUCCCGUGAAUCAUUUUUAUUUUCUCUCCAUCAUCCAUGUGACUGUUUGAUUACUUAAACAGUCACAUGGUUUACUUGCAACAUGUGUUGAAAAUGAAAAUGAAUGAAAUAGUAGAGCUCGAUACAGGCUGACUCCUGGCUGCUGGGUGGUUGUUUGGGUCGAGGCCCCGGUUAUCUGUGAAAGACCCUGUUACCUCUCCCGAAGGUCUCCAGCUCUCUACCUCACGCUGUAGAGACACUGGUUACAAUCACAACUUGCUACUGAGGGCAGAGAAUCAUGCAUAUGUCCCUUUGUGUGCUCUAGAUCUCCACACUCAUUUUAACCUGCUUUUUUUUUUUUUUUACUCUUAUUUAUUACUACAUGGUGAUGAUGAUAAUGAUUGUCUUUGAUGUUAUUGCUUUUUUUCAUCUUUUUUUUUAUAUAGCUAAUACAAAUUGUACAUAGAGAAGAAAAGAUUUAUAAAAGCACUUUUAAUCUUGAUUUUAAUGACAAAAAGUAAGAGCCGAUUAUUGACAACUUGAAGCUUAGGUUUUUUGGGUUUUUUUUAUUUUCUCAAGAGAGAGAUAAAAAAUGUAAAUAUUAAAAUAUUUAGGUAAGAUUAUUUAACUGGUGAGGAUAGUAACUAAACCAUGAAUGACAAGGGGGUAUUUUGAAGUCUCUGACAGCCCUCAACAACAGUAAACAACACUUGGUCCCAAUGUGUUGUGUGUAAAUGUGUGCUUAGUAACACUGCUGUUUUGCUUUCGUAAGUACUGUACCCCUUGUCAGCAUGUAACUGACAGAGACCUGUCACUUUCGAAAAACAAAUUCCUUUGCCCAAUUAUGUAACGUGAAACUACACUCAAAAUAACUGGAGGAUCCCCCGUGUUGCAGUUCUCUGACCAAAACCUUAUAUCUACAAAAAGCAUGAAUUUUAGAGUUUUAGAAACGCUUGUCUCCUUGACAGCAAUUCAUAUUUUGACAUUUUACAGCAGAUGUCAACAACCCAAGAGAAAUCAUCACAAAUUAUUAUCAAAUUUCAAUUUAAGCUUAAAAAAUACCAAAAUUUGACAACAAUUCAACAAUAGUGAUCUACAGUAAGCUAAGGACAAAUCUAAAAGGGUAGCCAUUACCUGAUACUACCUGCCUUGUUUGUUCAUU
Messenger RNA from Morone saxatilis (striped sea-bass), 11915 nucleotides. RefSeq names its product tet methylcytosine dioxygenase 3 (gene tet3). Gene Ontology annotation, molecular function: DNA 5-methylcytosine dioxygenase activity. Lineage: Eukaryota; Metazoa; Chordata; Actinopteri; Moronidae. The record is from RefSeq and is a predicted model, not a curated record. Gene Ontology annotation, biological process: positive regulation of transcription by RNA polymerase II; oxidative demethylation. The transcript has 10 exons. The coding region runs from base 2378 to 8191 and encodes 1937 amino acids. Gene Ontology annotation, cellular component: nucleus.